Messenger RNA from Pygocentrus nattereri (red-bellied piranha), 2511 nucleotides. RefSeq names its product hyaluronoglucosaminidase 6 (gene hyal6). Gene Ontology annotation, molecular function: hyalurononglucosaminidase activity. The transcript has 5 exons. Gene Ontology annotation, biological process: carbohydrate metabolic process; hyaluronan catabolic process. NCBI's taxonomy places the organism in Eukaryota, Metazoa, Chordata, Actinopteri, Characiformes, Serrasalmidae. The coding region runs from base 185 to 1645 and encodes 486 amino acids. The record is from RefSeq and is a predicted model, not a curated record.
UGGUCGUAUUUUUAAAUUCUGAUUUUUUUAAACAGAAUAUUCUGAAAGAAUCCUUCACCAUUAAAAGAAAAAGGACACAGCAGAUGUUCAAGUAUUAAUGAGCCUUCUGGUUACUUUGUGGAGCCACAAUACCUAGUAGAAGAUUGGAGAGGUGGGCUGACUAAUCCAUGCAGACAAACGGGUGAUGGCCCUGAUGGACUUGUUAGCAGUGGUAGUGUGGGGACUGGUUGUCGUCCAGGGAGACCAGCUGAAGCAGGCCCAUGUUCCUCUACUGCCACAUCGGCCGUUUGUGGUAGUUUGGAAUGCACCCACUGAAUCUUGCCGUCUACGAUUUAAGGUGGAUCUGGACUUGAGUGUCUUUGACAUUGUUGCUAACCACAAUGAAACACUGAGUGGGCCAAACGUCACUAUCUUCUACCAUAGUCACCUGGGCUACUACCCCUACUACACCAGCUCUGGAGUUCCUGUCAAUGGAGGUCUGCCCCAAAACCAGAGCCUCAGCAAGCACCUUAAUAAGGCCAGAGCUGAUAUUGACAAGCUCAUUCCAUUCAAAGACUUCCGUGGGCUUGGUGUCAUUGACUGGGAAAACUGGCGUCCUCAGUGGGUUCGCAACUGGGGCUCCAAGGACAUCUACCGGAACAAAUCCAAGGAGCUAAUAAAGAAGACCCAUCCUGGCUGGCCACAAAGCAAAGUGGAACAUGAAGCAAAGGAGACCUUUGAGAAAGCUGGACAGGCUUUUAUGAACUCAACUCUUCUGCUGGCAGAGAGUCGCCGGCCACAUGGUCUCUGGGGCUUUUACCUGUUUCCAGACUGUUACAACUAUGGCUACAAGCAGCACCCUCAUCGCUACACAGGAGAGUGCCCUAAUGUGGAGCAUGUGCGUAAUGACCAUCUCAUGUGGCUUUGGAAGGAAAGCACAGCACUGUAUCCAUCCAUAUACUUGGACUAUGAGCUGAAGUCUUCAUCCAACACUGUUAAGUUUGUACACUAUCGUGUCAAGGAGGCCAUGAGAAUUGCUUCAAUCGCACGGAAUGACUUCACUCUGCCUGUGUUUGUGUACUCCAGACCUUUUUAUGCCUACACCUUUACUGUGCUGUCUGAGAGUGAUCUGGUCCACACCAUAGGAGAAAGUGCAGCACUGGGAGCAGCUGGAGUGGUCCUGUGGGGUUCAUCAGAGUAUGCUCGAUCUCAGAGAAACUGUCUAACAGUGAAAAAAUACAUUGACGGACCACUUGGACAUUACAUCAUCAACGUAACCUCUGCAGCAAAGCUGUGUAGCAAGGCCCUGUGCAAGAAGAACGGUAAAUGUGUACGCAAAAGUCUGGACUCUGGAGCUUACCUGCAUCUGAGCCCACGCUUCUUUAACAUUCAGCUCAACCGAGGAAGCCGCGUGCCACGCUACCACGUGAGUGGACACCUCAACCACCAUGACAUUCUGGACAUGAAGCACAAGUUUACCUGCCAGUGUUACCAGGGCUGGACGGGUAUCUACUGCGAGAUGCCGCAGCUGGCACACCCGCUGCCUCCCCGCACAAAGGAUAGUUUCCUGGUGGAGCUGCUGCUCGUGCUGUCUCUUCAUUUCUCCUGUCUGUCCGUCAUCAUGUUUCUGGGGUUCUGUCUCAUCAUCAAGUGUCUCAUCUUAUAACUUGUGCUGCUGAAGAGAAACAGCACUGGAUAUAUUCUUGGAUAUUUAGAUUUGACAUGUGGAAAUAAUGUAUCAUGAACUGUAAUAUAAACAUUCUGUGUCAGUAGUUAUUCAAAAUGUGAAAACAUUACAAAUGGAAAUGGAAAGGUUGCCUUUUAAAUGAACUCUGUAACAUGGAAAACUUUACAUCUAGUGGUACAUUCACUAACAUUCACUGACACCUCUUUAGUUAAAUGAACUGCCUAUACAAUGUGACUAUUGACUGACCAACUCAUACAUCUACAAUUGUUUGUCACUGUCCAAAUACUUUUAGCAAGGCAUCUGUGUGUGUGUGUUGUAGGGCUGUGGUCAAGACCAUAAUUGUUGAGUCCAAGACAAAUAUGACUAGUCAUGACUGAAUCAAGACCAAACUAAAGGGGGCUGAGACAAGUGGGAAUGAGAGUGAGACCGGGUGAAGAAUAAUCCAAAUCGAGUGCUUUUUGAGAGCAAGUCUUAACUAGUCUUAUCUGCUUCAAGUACAAAUUACUGCAAAAAUGUAAGGGAAACAUUUUCUUUCCUGGAAAAAAAAUUAAAAAACAACUCCAUAAAUUUAAAUAAUAAUAAAGUACCUCCUGAUCUACUUAAAAACACAAAAGUUUCAAAGCAUUAAACACCUGCUCUAAAUGACUGCACAGAAAAUGCCAACUUUGAGUGGAUGUAACCAAUGCACAAAUAAUGAAACAUGAAAAUUUUAUUAAAAGUAACAGCCUAUCUAGUUCAGUCUUAAUAGCUUAAUUAAGUCAUUUAAUUUACAUGCCUGCUUCAACGCUUCAACACUCACGUGGGCAAUGACAGUGAGACCUGGAGGGGUGUGAUUGGGAGGAAUG